Molecule: messenger RNA, 2258 nt
Organism: Salarias fasciatus (jewelled blenny)
Lineage: Eukaryota; Metazoa; Chordata; Actinopteri; Blenniiformes; Blenniidae
Gene: pola2
Product: polymerase (DNA directed), alpha 2
Exons: 18
Coding region: 263-2065 (600 amino acids)
Biological process (GO): DNA replication; DNA replication initiation
Cellular component (GO): alpha DNA polymerase:primase complex
Molecular function (GO): DNA binding
Source: RefSeq, a predicted model, not a curated record
ACUUCCGGCCGCCAAAGGUGACAGCGUAUUUUUCGCGGUAAAAUGAAACGAGCAUCCGUCGUUGUUCAGAUUUCCUCCUCCUUCUGACAUCCCACGGCUAUCCUGGAGAUACCUGCCGUGUCCAGACAGACGCUUUGUUAUUUUUUCGUGAUGUCUGUCGGUGGGUUUGUCAUGAAGUGAGCGCGAAGCUAACGUUAGCCGCUAAAGUCUCCUCACAGGACAGGACCGUCUGCAGCUCCCAGCCGGUAGGAAGACUGAAACAAUGGCAGCAGUGACUUCGGAGAUCCUGAAGUCAGAGCUCGACAUGUUCGGCAUAGCUUGCACGGACGACUCUGUCCUCGACAAGAUGGUGGAGCAGUGUAUUUGCAGCAGGAUACAGGCUGAUGAGAUGUUGCUGGAGUGGGUGGCCUACAGCAACACCAAGGGCCUGAAGCUCACCAUGGAAAACCUCGAGCAGUUUGAACACGAGGUUCUAAACAAAAGGAGCAAAUCCAAACAAAGCAUCAGAAAAGACGACAGUCACAGAAUCAUGGAUGUCAACAGUUUUAAAGAAAUAAUCAAAGCUGAGGAAGAAGAAGAAAAUCUGUUAGACUCCUACUCAACUCCUGCAAAGGGCUCUCAGAAACGAGCGCUGACCACCCCGGAGCAUCCUCAGUCUAAGAGGAGUGCCGCUCUGCUGUCCAGCCCGGGCCUGCUGCUCUCUCCAGCCAGCUUCUCUCCCAGCGUGACCCCCUCGCAGAAAUACAGCCAGCGCGGGGGCAAAGGAGAGGUGGUGGUCACGUUUGGAGCCGUGCAGGGCACCCGCUGGAUGGGCCGGAAGAGCGCGAGCGCGGACGUUCAGGUGGAGCUCCUGGAGGCUCCCGAAGACUCGCUCCGCAGCAGCUACAAGUACAUGUUCCAGAGGCUGAGAGACGUUCGCAAUGUGUUGACAGAAAAGAUCGAGGAGCUGGGAGAAAACCUGCGGUCUCACUUCAGCAUUGAGGAGUUCUCGCCGGUCUCCCUCCCUGCUCAGGACAGCAUCACUGUGCUGGGCCAGGUUUGCUGUGACAGCAAUGGGAAGCUGAACGCUCAGUCCGUCCUGCUGGAGGCGGGACCAGAACAGGGCGGCCAGCAGGUUCCCGUGGACCUGUCGGAGCUCAAGGAGUACUCGCUGUUUCCCGGUCAGGUGGUGGUGAUGGAGGGGAUGAACGCAACAGGGAGGAAACUGGUGGCCUCCAAACUUUAUGAGGGCGUUCCUCUGCCUUUCCACACGCCGGAUGUAAAAAUAGAGGCAGACGAAGAGCCAUUAAACAUUCUGGUGGCUUGUGGACCCUACACUCCCUCCGAUAGCCUGACCUUUGACCCUCUGCUGGACCUCAUCGGCGUCAUUGUCAGGGAUCGUCCUGACGUGUGCCUGCUGCUCGGCCCGUUUGUGGAUUCCAAACAUGAACAAGUGGAGAAAGCACAGCUGACCGAGACGUUUGAGGCGAUUUUCUCAAGAUGCAUUGAGAGCAUUGUGGACGGCACCCGGAGUGUCGGCUGCCACCUCGUGUUUGUGCCGUCCCAGAGAGACGUCCAUCACCAUUUCAUCUACCCACAGCCGCCCUUCACCCUCCCCAACCUCAGCAAGGACCAGGCCCAGCGCGUCACGCUGGUCCCAGACCCCUGCACCCUGCUCAUCGACGGCGUGACCUUCGGCCUGACGUCCACAGACAUCCUGUUCCACAUGGGCGCCGAGGAGAUCAGCUGCGGCACCGGAUCAGACAGAUUCUCCCGCAUCCUGAAGCACAUGUUGACCCAGAGGAGCUACUACCCGCUCUAUCCCCCGGUGGAGGAGGUCAACAUGGAUUACGAGAAGUUUCAGAGUUUCGGCCAGAUGCCGCUCACGCCCGACGUUCUCAUCGUGCCGUCUGAACUGCGCUACUUCGCUAAGGAUGUCGUCGGGUGUGUGUGCGUGAAUCCCGGCCGGCUGACCAAAGGUCAGGUGGGCGGGACCUACAGCCGGCUGCUGAUCCGGCGCGGCGCCGCGUCGGAGGACGGGAAGAGAGCGAGCCCCUGCCUGGCUGCUCAGGUGGUGAAAAUAUAACGACAGUAAAGACUCACGCCGAGUUUUCACACAAAGAACCAGAAAAUAUUAACUUGAAGUCAUUUUGGAUCAUUUUUCUGUGUGUCGGUCUGUGACUGUUCAGAUCAGUGAAUUGUCACCUUGUGUACAGUUUGUUCAUUUUUCUACUAUAUUUGUUAAUCCAGCUUGAGGGUGAAUAAAAGAUUUUCUCUGC